AUGGCCGACAUGGAGACUUACGAUGGUGCGAUCGGUAUCGAUCUCGGAACCACCUACUCUUGCGUCGCCAACUAUGAGGGUGCCGGCGUUGAGAUCAUCGCCAACGAGCAGGGAAGCUUCACCACCCCAUCUUUCGUCUCCUUCACUGCUGAGGAGCGUCUGAUUGGUGAGGCCGCGAAGAACCAGGCCGCCAUGAACCCCGUCAACACCGUUUUCGAUGUCAAGCGUCUGAUCGGUCGACGAUUCGACGACCCAACUGUCAAGAAGGAUAUCGAGUCAUGGCCAUUCAAGGUCAUUGAGGAUGGCGAGAACAGCCCCAAGGUCCAGGUCGAGUACCUCGGUGAGACCAAGACCUUCUCUCCCCAGGAAAUCUCCGCCAUGGUGCUCGGAAAGAUGAAGGAAGUUGCUGAGACCAAGCUCGGCAAGAAGGUCACCAAGGCCGUCAUCACCGUCCCCGCAUACUUCAACGACAACCAGCGACAAGCCACCAAGGACGCCGGUGCCAUUUCUGGCCUCAACGUCCUCCGUAUCAUCAACGAGCCUACCGCUGCCGCCAUCGCUUACGGUCUCGGUGCCGGCAAGUCUGACAAGGAACGCAACGUUCUCAUCUACGAUCUUGGUGGUGGUACUUUCGAUGUCUCCCUUCUCCACAUCCAGGGUGGUGUCUUCACCGUCAAGGCUACCGCCGGUGACACCCACUUGGGUGGUCAGGAUUUCGACACCAACCUCCUCGAGCACUUCAAGAAGGAAUUCAAGAAGAAGACUGGCAAGGACAUUUCUGGCGACCCACGUGCCCUCCGUCGUCUGCGUACCGCCUGWGAGCGUGCGAAGCGUACCCUCUCCAACGGUACCCAGACCACCGUCGAGAUCGACUCUCUCUUCGAUGGCGAGGACUUCAACGCCAACAUCACCCGUGCUCGUUUCGAGGACAUCAACGGCAAGGCUUUCAACGGCACCAUCCAGCCAGUUGAGCAGGUCCUGAAGGACUCUGGUCUUGAGAAGAGCAAGGUUGACGAGAUUGUGCUUGUCGGUGGUUCUACUCGUAUUCCCCGGAUACAGAAGCUCCUCAGCGACUUCUUCAACGGCAAGAAGCUUGAGAAGAGCAUCAACCCUGACGAGGCUGUCGCCUACGGUGCUGCCGUUCAGGCUGGUAUCCUCUCCGGCAAGGCCACCUCGGCCGACACCGCUGACCUCCUUCUGCUCGACGUCGUCCCUCUUUCCCUCGGUGUUGCCAUGGAGGGCAACAUCUUUGCUCCUGUCGUUCCUCGUGGACAGACUGUCCCCACCAUCAAGAAGUAUGUACAAAGUGAUACCCCUCCCCUACUAACAAUCCCCCCUCCCCUUCACAUCACUCUUUCCUCGCUCGUACCUUUCUGGAUUGGAUUGCUCGAUAUCUUGGAUACUGGAUAA
Messenger RNA from Ramularia collo-cygni, 1410 nucleotides. Its product is annotated as probable heat shock protein SSB. Gene Ontology annotation, cellular component: plasma membrane; cytoplasm; cytosol. Bases 1 to 1410 code for a protein of 469 amino acids. Gene Ontology annotation, molecular function: misfolded protein binding; ATP binding; ATP-dependent protein folding chaperone. The record is from RefSeq and is a predicted model, not a curated record. Gene Ontology annotation, biological process: protein refolding; cellular response to unfolded protein; vesicle-mediated transport. Lineage: Eukaryota; Fungi; Ascomycota; Dothideomycetes; Mycosphaerellales; Mycosphaerellaceae. The transcript is spliced from 6 exons.